ACGUCUGAUGGAUAAAAGGGCACACAGAAGGUUGGAAAAGAGAUCCGGUUACAGCUCAUCCGAUACGUCCUGCAAGACUGGUGUUGGGCAAAAAGGCACUGGGUUAAGGAUAAUUAUUAGUUUAAAUGCCUAAAACGGCGGAAGCUGCCAUGUCGCGGCGGAGAUGCUAGUGUCAUCGGUCAGACGGUUGGUAUGGGAUGGGAGAGGAGGGGAUGGGAUGCAUCUGCUUACAAAGUCUCCGAGCUGCCCCGGCGAAAGGGGGAGGAAGGGGGACGCAGGGUCCAGCACCGCUGCAAGUUCGCACCAAACGUACGUCGUCAUCGCACGACUGUGAAACAAGCUUGCAUUCUGGAUUCUGGCCAGCGUUUGACCCAUACGAAAUCCUCGCCAUCACUCCUUGCCCUUUGUUUGCGAUCUCGUUUUUGCUUUUUUUCUUGCUUCAUCUGGAAGAAACUUUUUUUGUUCAAAAUCUUUCUCCUCCUUUCCAAGUAUCACGGUCCGGCGUGCUCGAGCGCUUUUGGCUCUCGCUUGCGGAUGCUUUUGCCUCGACUCCGCGCGUUGGCGACGCCCCUCCGGGCCGGACUCAUCUUCAAAGGCAGUGCUCGACGCCGGCCCAUAUAUCCUGUCGUUCCUGUCGUCUCUGCACUAGUCCUUUACCAUCUGGUGCGCGCACGUGGGAUUGCACGGGUCCGGUUUAGAAGGGAUACUCGAUGCGUAUAACUGCGCCUCUGCUCAUCGCAUGGUCUACUACUGGUCAUACUUAACGCAAACAUUUGAUCGCUGGGAGCAUGCGGGCUUGGGGACUCUGCCUUUGUCGACGAGAGUCACGUUUCUUGAUGUUUCUCGUCGGAUCUCUCUAAACGGCGAAGUCGGGUCCCGUCGACCCAAUUUUUUCUUUCUUUCUCGGAAAAUCACCGCGCAUCAUGUUCAUCAAACCGGG
Colletotrichum navitas is the source of this 940-nucleotide messenger RNA. RefSeq lists its product as uncharacterized. Lineage: Eukaryota; Fungi; Ascomycota; Sordariomycetes; Glomerellales; Glomerellaceae. The record is from RefSeq and is a predicted model, not a curated record. The coding region runs from base 193 to 720 and encodes 175 amino acids. The transcript has a single exon.